Pelobates cultripes (western spadefoot toad) is the source of this 330-nucleotide messenger RNA. The record is from the annotation of a GenBank genome assembly. NCBI's taxonomy places the organism in Eukaryota, Metazoa, Chordata, Amphibia, Anura, Pelobatidae.
AUGCUGGUUACCCCUCCCCCUCAGGGGGCCUCUGCAUACACCGGGACUCAAAUGCCUCAGAACUCUAGCCCAGACCUACGGAUAAAACCCAUGACCAUACAGAGAGCAACAGUGGGCGGGAAAAGCUUGUUUGGGUGGGAAGCCAUGGAUACGAGACUCACCCACUCCUGCAACAACUGGGUAGGCAACUGGGUCCAUGGCCAUGGACACUUCGUCAGAGGUGUACGGGCGGGCCGUAAGCAGACUACCUGGACUCUCAUAUACCUCCACGUGAGGCUGUUGAAGGUACCCCUAAUUGGCACCUUUCGGAGUAAGGGAAUAAAUAAGUGA